Diatraea saccharalis (sugarcane borer) is the source of this 2166-nucleotide messenger RNA. NCBI's taxonomy places the organism in Eukaryota, Metazoa, Arthropoda, Insecta, Lepidoptera, Crambidae. The record is from the annotation of a GenBank genome assembly.
UCCCCAUUCUUAAUUGAAAAGAUCUGAUUAAAUUUGUUUAUGUUUCACAGUAUUAUAAUAAGUAUUUAGCUAAUAUUACCUAUACGAUGCUUAUGGUUAAUGAAAUCAGUAAUAUAUUAAUUAAAUAACCUUUAUUUUAUAGGAAUACUACAGGCGAUGCAUACAAGAUGCGAAACUUAAAACAAACAUUUGCAGCUGUUAUACCCGUUCUCUUCAUAUUCAUAGCACAAGACAGUGCCGAAAAAUGUGAGAAAACAAAAAUUGGAAACGAAUAUUAUAAAAGACAUCUAAUCGCAACAAUAGACGGUUAUCCUACAGGCAUGGUGAUAGAUCCUAGGACUGAAAAUAUAUUUUUCAUACUACACAAAAGGAAUUAUACAAAAGGAAUUCAUCUAUUAAAGCAUGGAGCAUUAGGCAUAAAAGAACUUCCCGUUUCUGAUGACGUAAUUGGACAAUGCGUUGGGAUAGAUGAAGCCACUAACACUAUAUAUAUUGGGACAAACCAAGGGCUUAUAGUAUAUGAUUAUUCUAGAACUGAAAUAACAGCAGAAAGACCUAUUGGCGAUGACGAUGUCCGGAACAUUUUCAUUGAUAGAGCUGAUGGACAGAUGUACAUAGCAACUGGGACAAAUCAUGAGAUCUUUAAAUUCAUGAACGGCUCGGCCGCUGUUAAAAGAUAUGAUAAAAUACCGAAAGCUUAUAGUUUCGUUUUGGACAGCAAGGGGAACGCUUUCUACGAAUACGUGGAUGGAAGACUAUAUUUUUUCUCUAUUGAUUACUACGAACCUAUACAGUAUAAAGGCUUCACAAGAGAACUAAAGUAUAUUCUACAACUAAACAAUAAUGAUGAGGCUAUAGUAGCUGUUAAAGGUUCUUUGUUUAGAUUGUUCACGAAGAGUAUUUUACCUGUUAAAAUUGGUCAACUCGGUUUCAAGAUAACUGGUAUGGCUUUUGACCACAAGAAUAACAUUAUUAUCGGUACUAAAAAUAAGAUAUACCGGUACAAACCCGUCGAUAACAACGAAUCUUGUUCACCAGAUGAUUAUUUUAUGUCCAGUAUAUAGUUUUAUUGGAUUUUUUAAACGUUGAUCAUAUGAAUGUUAAUCUUAAAGCUAAAUGAAAUUAUAUCAUGGUUUUCUAUUUAAAUUUUUGUAUUAUUUCUAUAUUUUAACCAAUAUAACAUAGAUAGAUAGAUAAAUUGUUUAUUUGCAUCGUGCACACACAAGAAAUAGCUAAAUGCAAUCAAAAUAUUUGAAAAAGUCGUCUGAUCCGACUUUAUGCAUGACUGUUGCUCAUGAGUAAAAAGGCACAAACAUACAAGAGUUAAUUUGCCGGAAGAGAAAAAAGAGUGUAGCAACGUUAUGGCGAUAAGUGAUUUUAGCUGGUUCUGCACAUCCGACCUAAUGCUUUUCAGGUCCAGAUUUACUAAAAGAGUAAAGCACUGAUAUUCAGUUUUUACUCUAAUUACUCGUGGUCGCACUGUAAAUAUAAAAAUUUGAAGAAUUUACAAUGAAAUUGAUUAAUCAUAGAACUACAAUACUAACUAGACACUACAAUAAUUCUUAAAAAUACUAACUUACUAAAAUAUGUAGAUAAACAGAAAGUAAUAAAUUAAUUUGGUACAUUGCGUCAGGAUCAUUCAAAGUCACAGCCAUAUUUGUUUAAAUUAGAAAGAAAAAUAAAAAAGAGAAACCGUUAAUAUUACUACCACCAACAUAAUAACAUCUAAAUAAUUUGAAAAUAUUCGUAAUCUUUCCAAAUUACAAUUAAAAAUGUUUUGAACACUCAAUAUCUAGGUGAACAUGUUUAUAAUAAAGAAAAUUAAAGUAAAUACUCUUUCCUUACUCCAAAAGAUUUCAAUGAAUACAUAACUUGCUUAUUGCGGUCCUAAAUAUGACUUGCAAAAGCAAAUGACUUGAUAAUAAUAUUAUUAAACAGCUCAUCUAACUUUCGAAUCAGUAAGUAGAUAUUUCGUAUUUAAAAUGUUACUCGUACGUAAUAGUGAUAACCGAUACUACCGUUUUGCUGAAUCAUCAACUCAAAUACUACUCUUGGUUUAGUUCGACGGAUUACUUACAUCAUCGGCAUGUUAAUGUCCCCAUAAGGCACAGGCAAUCCUUAUAUUGUCUCAACUUUUACGUGCCAUGAGCACGAAGAAGUUGAGAC